Molecule: messenger RNA, 651 nt
Organism: Nicrophorus vespilloides
Lineage: Eukaryota; Metazoa; Arthropoda; Insecta; Coleoptera; Silphidae
Product: nucleoside diphosphate kinase-like
Exons: 2
Coding region: 110-634 (174 amino acids)
Biological process (GO): CTP biosynthetic process; GTP biosynthetic process; UTP biosynthetic process
Molecular function (GO): nucleoside diphosphate kinase activity
Source: RefSeq, a predicted model, not a curated record
AUAACUAUUAUUGUUUUGUGAGGUAGUUCUCACAUUAGUUGGGAGGAGCGCUACUGUGGAAAUCAUUAAUCCAGAACGGACAAAAAAACAUUUUUCAGAAUUUGAUAAAAUGAUUUGCACGUUGCUUUCCCUGUUCUCGUUAUUCCUAAGAAAAAUAUGUGAUCAUGAAGAAAGAACAUUCCUUCUGAUAAAACCGGACGCUGUACAACGUGGGCUAGUUGGACAAAUUAUCAAGAAAUUUGAACAGAAAGGCUUCAAACUUAUUGGUAUGAAAUUCAUGUUGGCUUCCAAAGAAUUGGUAAAGAAUCAUUAUUCGUAUCUUUCCAAUGAACCGUUUUUUCCAGGCCUACUUAAGUAUAUGAGUAGUGGCCCGGUUGUACCGAUGGUCUGGGAAGGACCUAACGUAGUGAAAAAUGCAAGAAUUAUAAUUGGCAUUACUAAUCCAGAGGACUGUAUCCCUGGUACCAUACGAGGAGAUUUCUCCAUCCAAACAGGUCCCAAUCUCAUACAUGGCGCCGAUGGAGUAGAAGAAGCUAACAAAGAAAUGUAUCUUUGGUUUACGCAGAAAGAGUUGAUUUCGUGGAAACCGGCUAUUACCACAUGGGUAUAUGAGGGUUGUAUUUUAAAAGUUUAAUAAAAAGAUUAAUUCGA